Orycteropus afer afer is the source of this 1611-nucleotide messenger RNA. Lineage: Eukaryota; Metazoa; Chordata; Mammalia; Tubulidentata; Orycteropodidae. The record is from RefSeq and is a predicted model, not a curated record.
AUGGAUGUGACAAGCCGCUGCACCCUUGGAGACCCCAACAAACUGCCAGAAGGGGUUCCCCAACCUGCCCGCAUGCCCUAUAUCUCAGACAAGCACCCUCGACAAACGUUGGAAGUUAUUAACCUUCUCAGAAAGCACCGGGAGCUAUGUGAUGUGGUGCUAGUUGUGGGUGCUAAGAAGAUAUAUGCCCAUCGAGUAAUUUUGUCAGCCUGUAGUCCCUACUUUAGAGCUAUGUUUACAGGAGAAUUGGCAGAGAGCCGACAGACAGAAGUAGUGAUCCGAGACAUAGAUGAAAGGGCUAUGGAACUACUGAUUGACUUUGCAUAUACCUCCCAGAUAACUGUGGAAGAGGGCAAUGUUCAGACUCUUCUGCCAGCUGCUUGCCUCCUCCAGCUGGCAGAAAUACAGGAAGCCUGCUGUGAAUUCUUGAAGAGACAAUUAGAUCCUUCUAACUGCCUGGGUAUUCGGGCUUUUGCUGACACACAUUCAUGUCGUGAGUUGCUCAGGAUAGCAGACAAAUUCACUCAACAUAAUUUUCAAGAGGUAAUGGAAAGUGAAGAGUUCAUGUUACUUCCGGCCAAUCAACUUAUUGAUAUAAUAUCUAGUGAUGAGCUAAACGUUCGCAGUGAAGAGCAAGUGUUUAAUGCAGUGAUGGCUUGGGUCAAAUAUAGUAUUCAAGAAAGACGUCCUCAACUACCGCAGGUGCUGCAACAUGUUCGUCUGCCUUUGCUUAGUCCCAAGUUCCUGGUGGGUACAGUAGGCUCUGAUCCCCUCAUCAAAAGUGAUGAAGAAUGCAGAGACUUGGUAGAUGAGGCUAAAAACUACCUCCUGUUGCCUCAAGAACGACCCCUAAUGCAAGGACCAAGGACAAGACCACGGAAACCUAUCCGAUGUGGAGAAGUGCUCUUUGCAGGUUUGGAUUUUAAUACACUAUAUGAUCCCAAAACAAACCAGUGGAGCAGUGAUGUGGCUCCAACAAGCACCUGCAGGACAAGUGUUGGUGUGGCAGUGCUCGGAGGCUUUUUGUAUGCUGUGGGUGGCCAAGAUGGUGUGUCUUGCCUCAACAUUGUUGAGAGGUAUGAUCCAAAGGAGAACAAGUGGACUCGAGUGGCUUCUAUGAGUACCAGAAGACUAGGCGUAGCAGUGGCUGUGUUAGGAGGAUUUUUAUAUGCUGUAGGUGGCUCUGAUGGGACAUCACCACUCAAUACAGUGGAGCGCUAUAAUCCUCAGGAAAACAGAUGGCAUACCAUAGCCCCUAUGGGGACCCGGAGAAAACACCUAGGCUGUGCAGUGUAUCAGGACAUGAUCUAUGCCGUAGGAGGUAGAGACGACACAACAGAGCUUAGCAGCGCUGAACGAUACAAUCCCAGAACCAACCAGUGGUCUCCAGUGGUGGCCAUGACAUCCCGCCGUAGUGGAGUUGGCCUGGCAGUGGUGAAUGGGCAGCUCAUGGCAGUAGGAGGUUUUGAUGGCACAACAUACUUGAAGACCAUUGAAGUUUUUGAUCCUGAUGCCAAUACAUGGAGGUUAUAUGGCGGGAUGAAUUACCGUCGACUAGGGGGUGGCGUAGGAGUUAUUAAAAUGACACAUUGUGAGUCCCAUAUAUGGUAA